AUGCUCCUAAAGGCGGCCGUCACCGCCGUGGCCGCGGCCCAGCUGGCUAUGGCCCAAGAACUCAUGCGGUUCGGGUGCUCCCAGCUGACCAUCGACCGCAUCGACCCCCUCGUCAACCCGGGCAGCCUGCCCUCGCCGCACGUGCAUCAACUCAUCGGCGGCAACUCGUUGAACGUGUCGAUGUCUCCCGAGGACCACGACCUGCCGUCGUUGUCGACCUGCACCAGCUGCACGUACUCGGAGGACUUUUCCAACUAUUGGACCGCCAAUGUGUACUACAAGGCGCGGAAUGGUAGCUACAAGCGCGUGCCGCAGAUGACCAACCUCGGGCUUGGUGUCCAGGCGGGUAUGACGGUGUACUAUAUCCGAGGAUACCAGGCCAGUGCCACUGUCACUGCCUUCAAGCCGGGCUUCCGCAUGCUAGUCGGCGACCCCAGCAACCGGGACGCCUCCCGCGUACCCUCCGGCCUCUGCUUCCGCUGCGAGGAAAACCUCCAGCAGAACCCCUUCGGCGGCGCGCCCUGCACGGGCUCCGACACCAAAGCCUUCCCCAAGGGCACCUGCGGCGGCGGCUGGCGUGUGACCGUCACCUUCCCCUCCUGCUGGGACGGCAAAAACACCGAUACCCCGGACCACAAGAGCCACGUUACGUACCCGGCGUCGGGCACUUUCGAGAGCGGCGGCGCGUGCCCGUCCACCCACCCCGUCAAGAUCCCGCAGGUGAUGUACGAGAUCAUGUAUGACACGCGGCAGUUCAACAACAAGGCCGACUGGCCGGCGGAUGGUAGUCAGCCGUUCUACUGGAGCCAUGGUGAUAACACGGGCUAUGGUAUCCAUGGUGACUAUGUCUUUGGCUGGAAGGGCGACGCGCUGCAGAAGGCUAUGGACGGAAAGUGCUCGGGUGAUAGGUGUGCGCCGUUGCAGCGCCAGACGGAUGCCCAGGCCAUUGCGUGCACCAAGGAGCAACAGGCGAAGGAGGAUAUUGGCACGGAUACGUGGCUCGAUGCCAUUCCCGGCCAGCUCACCCCGACGGUGUAG
Messenger RNA from Dichotomopilus funicola, 1038 nucleotides. RefSeq lists its product as uncharacterized. Bases 1 to 1038 code for a protein of 345 amino acids. The record is from RefSeq and is a predicted model, not a curated record. The transcript has 4 exons. Lineage: Eukaryota; Fungi; Ascomycota; Sordariomycetes; Sordariales; Chaetomiaceae.